AUGCUUUUAUUAUCGUAUCACUGCAAAUUGGUUCAUGGUGGGAUAUCGCUUACAUUGGGAGUAGUUCGCAACGAAUACUGGCCCACAAAUGGAAGAAGGGCUGUACGUAGCGUGAUACGCAGUUGCUAUCGGUGUACUCGCGUUAAUCCUCGACUAUUACAACAACCAAUUGGACAAUUACCUCUUGCUAGAACUAAACCCAGUCGGCCUUUCGCAUCCACUGGAAUAGAUUUUUGUGGCCCUGUAUUUGUGAAGUCCACCAACCGCAAGACUGCUCCUACCAAAGCCUAUAUUGCCCUGUUUGUCUGCUUUAGUACAAAAGCGGUACACAUUGAGCUGGUUGGAGACCUAUCCACAGCUUCCUUUCUCUCCGCCCUGCAACGGUUCGUGGCUAGACGGGGCAAGCCCGAUAGUAUUUUUUCGGACAACGCCACACAUUUUGUCGGUGCUCGAAAUGAAUUGCAUGAUCUUUACCAAAUGCUCUCAAAUUCAAAGGAAACCGAUCGUAUCGCUACCGCUCUCGCAAAUGAAGGGAUACAAUGGAAUAUGAUUCCCCCACGCGCCCCCAACUUCGGCGGAUUAUGGGAAGCUGCGGUGAAAGUGGCAAAGAAGCAUUUGCUUCGUCAGUUAGGCAGCACUUCUCUACUGCACGAGGACUUAAUCACGAUACUAUCGCAAGUAGAAAGUGCGAUGAACUCAAGACCAUUAGUACCACUAUCGGAGGAUCCUAACGACUUCGAAGCCCUCACGCCAGGCCAUUUUUUGGUAGGUUCACAACUCCAAGUCCUACCUUACCCAGACAUGAAGGACGAUCCAGUGAACCGACUGAGAAACAGAUACCAGAUUAUCCAGCAGAAACAGCAGCAGUUUUGGUACCACUGGAAGACAGAGUACCUUAAAGAGCUCCAACGACAGGCUACCAUGCACCGGCGACCCAUUCAUCUCAAAGUCGGCCAAGUGAUGAUCCUGCAAGACAAUCUUUUACCACCAGUGCGCUGGCCACUAGUUCGCAUUUUGGAGCUGCAUCCUGGGCAGGACGGAGUGACUCGUGUGGUUACAGUGCGUACCUCAAGUGGUACAACAUUCAAGCGAGCUGUGACGAAACUUUGUCCAUUGCCUACGAUGGAUGAAGAAGAGAUGAGCAUGCAGAGUAAUACAGCAUCCAACCCGGAUGACAUCGGAUAG
Molecule: messenger RNA, 1185 nt
Organism: Toxorhynchites rutilus septentrionalis
Lineage: Eukaryota; Metazoa; Arthropoda; Insecta; Diptera; Culicidae
Exons: 1
Coding region: 1-1185 (394 amino acids)
Biological process (GO): DNA integration
Molecular function (GO): nucleic acid binding
Source: RefSeq, a predicted model, not a curated record